UUGCAUAAAAAAGAAGAAGAAGAAGUGUCUGCUUCAAAUUCCAAAGCAAACGUGGAGGAGCUGACUCCAAAAUCUCGUUCGUCAUCAAGGGAACCGGCAGCGUUGAAAAAAUCGUCGAAAUGCAUAUUUUGUAAGAAGGUAACAAGAAACCAAGAUAAGCAGCUACAUUUAUGUUUGGAAAUUUCAGCAGCGGAAAAAAUUUUUAGUACUGCACGUAGGAAAGAAGAUCAUGUUUUUACUGAACUGAGUACUUGUCAACGGCCUGAAGAUUUAUUUGCUAUCGGAGUGAGAUAUCACAAACAUUGUUACCUUGAUUAUUUAAGAUUACCGAGAAGUUCUGAAUUGCCAGCUGGUCGACCGUCAAAUCAAAUCCCUAAAGAAAUACUUAUAAAUGCAUUUGACAAACUAAUAGAUGAAAUUAAAGACCGGUUACCAACACAAUCCAACGACUCGCUGAACUUACAAAUAUUGAGGGUGCAGUGA
This is a messenger RNA of Danaus chrysippus (African queen), 483 nucleotides long. The record is from the annotation of a GenBank genome assembly. Lineage: Eukaryota; Metazoa; Arthropoda; Insecta; Lepidoptera; Nymphalidae.